CUUUUCCACUACAAGUAGGCACAAUGCUACUAGUUUUACUUUGUUCUACUUCAAAACAAGUUAAUUAUUUUCAAAAGAACAAUCACGGCCAUGUUCCCGGUUAGAUUAUCAUUUUCCCUCCGUUUUCUGCUGCGCUGGGCUCACUCUUCCUCUGCGGAUCUGCCAGUCCCACAACCACUCAAAGGAACUGAUGAAUUUCCCGCCAACAAUAAACUAGAAACCCAAGGCCAAAACGAACUAAAUAAUGAACCGCGAUUCAUACGCCUCCAAAAGGAUUUUAAACUCCAUCAGUUGACAGAGGGCCCCCAAAUGAUGGUUCCCCUGAAUAAAGUGGAUGCCCUGCGGUACUAUCGCCAACUGCUGGCCCUUCGUCGUUUGGAAACGGCAGCCUCGAAUCUUUACAAGGAGCGAUUAAUACGCGGAUUCUGUCAUUUGUACACUGGCCAAGAGGCUUGUGCCGUGGGAAUUCGGGCCGCGAUGGGGGAACAGGAUAAAAUCAUUUCAGGAUAUCGGAUACACGGCUGGGCGUACAUGAUGGGUGUGUCUGCAAAGGGUAUCCUCGCUGAACUUACCGGACGUUUAACAGGUAGCGUAUUUGUAUUUAAAUUAAAUACAUGUUGAUUUAGAAUACACAUUUUUAUUUAGAAAAUUCAAAAACUAGCUGGAAAGUAUUUGAAAGAUGGAUCAGUAGCUUUAGCUCUCUAUGGCGACAGUGCUGCUAAUCAGGGGCAACUUUUCGAGACCUUUAACAUGGCGCAACUUUGGAAACUACCCAUCAUUUUCAUAUGCGAAAACAACAACUAUGGUAUGGGUACAAGUUCAGAUCGAUCCUCCAGCAACAGUGAAUUUUACAAACGAGGGGAUAAACUACCAGGUAUUCAAGUAGAUGGGCAAGAUAUUUUGGCAGUAAAAAGUGCAACUACAUUUGCCAUACAACAUGCCAAAGAAAUAGGUCCUUUAAUACUGGAACUUAAAACCUAUCGGUAUGUUGGUCAUUCCAUGUCGGAUCCUGGGACGAGUUAUAGGAGUAGAGAGGAAAUUCAAAAAGUUCGAUUGGAACGAGAUCCCAUAAAGAGUUUUCAGCAGGUUUGUAUGGAAUCUAUGAACGUUUCUCUAGAUGAAAUCAGGGAACUGGAUGAGCUGGUGAGAAUUGAAAUUGAGGAGGCCACACAAGCAGCGAAAAGUGAUGAGGAACCCAAUUUACCACACCUCUGGAGCUAUGUCUACUCGGGUUAUUAUGAAGGAUACUUAAGGGGUAUCAGAGGGCAGCCAUUGAAACAUAAAAGAUUGCUACAAACAGAUGACUCGAGAGUUGGCACUAAAUCUUAAAAUUCGUAGUUUAAGACAACAAUCUUAAAAUAAUUUUAAUAUAAUAUAAAUAGACAUAAGCCCUUCCAUUUUGUAAGAAAAAUCUUAAUUAAAAUUUUGUUUGACUCAUGAACCAAACUCAACACUUUCUUGGAUUUUCUAUCUUUGAGAAAUCAAAACUGUCUUUAACUUUGAACCCUGCACAUCCUCAUCAUAACUUUCAUUAGCACUUGUGUGUGCUCUAUUUAAUUUAUGCUAAAUGAUCAACGGCUGCUGCUUAUGUCUACGUUUUAUUUUUAUUUUCCCGGCAAAACGAAAACAAUAAUUCAGGACUGCGAGCUGCUGCUGAAACAGCAGAAAGCGAAGAAAAAAUUGUAACGGCUCAAGAAAAAAAAUGAAAAAAAGGGUAAGCAGGAAAAGGAAGUGUACACACAGACAUACACACGCAUGUGACCCAUUGGAGGCAGGCCCUGGCUUCCCCCUUCUCGCCCACACCCACGCACUCAUUUGCCUUUGCACUCACGUCUGUGUAAUUUAUGCCAAAAAACAGUAUGCAUUGAUGUACCCUAGCAGCGCACAAUUGAAAUGGGUAUUUAAGAAUAUGCCGGGUAAACUAAAAUUAAGAUGAUCUUAAACAAAAUGCACAUCUAAUAACAAUAAAUGCACAACAAUAGCUAACAAGAUAAUUUUAUGUUGAUUUGAUAAAUAUACGUUCAGGAUAUUAACUAUUAAUAAUUUAGUAAGAUACAAACAAAAUUGCAAUUAAAUUAAUCCUCACAAAAAAGAUUUUAUCUAAAGUUAUUUCCCAUAAAGUCUGGUUUAGUUUCCGAAAAUAAAUAAAAUAAAAAUAAUCAUUAGGGCAGAUGUAAUUUAAAUUCUAAGAUUUUA
Molecule: messenger RNA, 2196 nt
Organism: Drosophila rhopaloa
Lineage: Eukaryota; Metazoa; Arthropoda; Insecta; Diptera; Drosophilidae
Product: pyruvate dehydrogenase E1 component subunit alpha, mitochondrial-like
Exons: 1
Molecular function (GO): oxidoreductase activity, acting on the aldehyde or oxo group of donors, disulfide as acceptor
Source: RefSeq, a predicted model, not a curated record